AUGUCGGACAAGGUACCAGAAUCACCCACCACAGUCAAGCCACUGGACUAUUCCGACGACGAAGACGUUCAAGAAUCAGGCAUCAUCAACAUGGACGACGGCACCACCAAACCGAACCCCGCGCCAGGGGCGGCCACAGGCGCAUCCGCGGAGGCCUCAACUGGCACCUCGGCCCCCACGAACCCAUCGACAACUGCUUCUCAGGAGGUGCCUCCCCCGAAGCCCCCUCGACCAGUGACCGAGCAGCAGAAGAAUGAGGCCAUCCUCAAGGAGGCAUUUCCCAGCAUCGACGCCGCUGUCAUCAAGGCGGUGCUGAUCGCAAGCCGGGGACAAGUCGACCCAGCAUUUAAUGCGCUGCUGGGCAUGAGCGACCCGGAUGCUAUUCAGCACGACGCAGAAGAGCAGCCUCCACCGCAGCCUCCGCGUCCACAAAAUGCCCAGUCUCAGCUCGAGGCAGACGAGGCCUAUGCCCGACAGUUGGCGCAACACUACGAGAGUCAAAGUGCCGCAUACGAAGCCCGGACCGCCAACAGAGGCCCGGGAAACCCGCCUCGCCGGCGCCAGCAGACCGGCCUGAAUCCGAACGAACUACACGAUGACAGGGAUCACAGCUUCAUUGAUGAUGACCUCCCAGUCAUACAGGAGCAGCUCAAAAAGGGCUUCCAGGAGACGCAGACCAAGGUGAACACCUGGUUCCAGGGUAUCAAGAAGAAGUUUGACGAGCAAUUUGAUGAGAACGAAGCUUCGUCCCACCAGCAGGGCGGCCGUGGUCCCUUCGCGGGGCGGGGCAGUGGGGAGUCAUCGAGGAGGAGCAGGGACUAUGAGCGGUAUGAUGCCGAUCCAGAGUUGCUCAGCGACGACUUUGCCGGGAUGAAGUUCCACAGUGACGGCACACCUGCCGGCCGUCAGCAGACGCGGAACCCCAACCUGUUCAAGCCGCCACCACCCUCAUUGUCCCCAAAGCCACAUGAUGGUCGAAAGGUGUCCUUCAAGGACGGCGUCGAGGACAUCGAUCUCUACAGCACCUCCCCCAAGAAUGCGGCCAAGGACUCGUCCUCUGCAGCUUCUGGCGGCAAAUCCAGCAAGUGGCAGCCACUGUCCUCGGUCGAGCCGAGCCCCAUCGCGGAGAACGACCCCUUCAGUCUUGGCGACAGUGAUGAUGACAAAGACGCUAAGGAUAAGCCAGACAAGGCCGGCAUCAAACUGGAGGAUACGGAGGACUCGGAGGAAAGGCUUAGGAAAGCUGCCGCAGAGGCGAUGGCAGAUAGUCUGGUCGAUGACAAGGCCAAAAAGGAAGACGUGAAAAAGUAA
This is a messenger RNA of Diaporthe citri, 1311 nucleotides long. RefSeq lists its product as uncharacterized. The coding region runs from base 1 to 1311 and encodes 436 amino acids. The transcript is spliced from 3 exons. The record is from RefSeq and is a predicted model, not a curated record. Gene Ontology annotation, biological process: ubiquitin-dependent protein catabolic process. Gene Ontology annotation, molecular function: ubiquitin binding; ubiquitin conjugating enzyme binding. Gene Ontology annotation, cellular component: cytoplasm. NCBI's taxonomy places the organism in Eukaryota, Fungi, Ascomycota, Sordariomycetes, Diaporthales, Diaporthaceae.